This is a messenger RNA of Athalia rosae (coleseed sawfly), 2253 nucleotides long. Its product is annotated as probable G-protein coupled receptor Mth-like 3. NCBI's taxonomy places the organism in Eukaryota, Metazoa, Arthropoda, Insecta, Hymenoptera, Athaliidae. The transcript is spliced from 5 exons. The record is from RefSeq and is a predicted model, not a curated record. Bases 410 to 2200 code for a protein of 596 amino acids.
UCCGCAAGUCUUCACAAACCCGAUAUAAAUUCGAACGAGCGUCGAUCGAUGUGGAAAUUUUUUUUCGCUCCUCGUACGCCGCGAGAAAAUGGCACGACGUACCCUUCGCGUAUCUUCGCGACGAUUUCGUCAUUUACUCUAUGAAACCGUUCGAAACCGCGUAGCGAUAAAAACGAUACCGCGCGACGAUUGUGCCACCCCAAGUCUUUGACUAUAAAAGGCAAAAGUAACUGAACUAUACGGAGAUGAAAUUGAGCGACCGCAAUACCGGAAGUACGAGAAUAGAAUCAGCUUCGUGGUGCAACGCUUACACGCUACGCAUAGAGAUGCUAUUUAAAACGGAUUAGUUUCUGGCGAUUCCGAUCAGUCUUUGUGAAAACGACCGCUCCGAGCAUAGCCUGUUUUAAAAAUGAUCGUUCUUCGAAGUAACGUGAUUCCAACUUUCUUCGGAGUCUUUCUACUCGCCGGUCGUCAGUCUCUGGGGGUGGAUGAUUCCGAGUUUCCGGCAGAAACAUCGGCCGCCAAUUCCAGCAUUACUGACAUCGGAGAGCAGAUAGCUAGAGAAACGCUAGCGUCGAUGAUCGACAUCGAUUCGAUGGACGCCCGCGCCCGGACGUUCGCGCGGGAGAUGAUCCAGAAGGCGAACGACGAUUCGCGAAACUCGACCGCUCUGCAAUUUUUGAAAGAAAUGCUCCGACCGAGGCCCGACCGUUCGAGGAUCCUCGGCGCCGCGCAGUUUGUGAAAGAAAUGCUCCGAUCGCCGCCCGCGGAUACCGAUGAGCAAAUCGUUCUGGGGUCGUUACAUCACAUGGUCAUGUCCUCGCUCGCCAAAACGGACGAUCUCAAGGUCUUGGACUUUCUGACGGAAGUCCAAGACCCGGCGGAGGAAAGCCGACCCGAUUGUAAAGAAUCGAAGGUGAAUUGGAACGAAUUCGUUACCCUGGAUGAAAUGUGGUACGAAACUUGCAAGAGAUCGAUCGAAGACUAUUGCGCAUUUACCGAUACCUGCGUGCCUCUUUGCUGUCCACGAGGAGAGUCGCUGAUCGAAGGAAGAUGCGAGACGACGGACAACUUGACUUCGGUAAGCUUCACCGAGUCGCUGCCGAGGUCGAUGGGUUCUGGCGUUCUAACGGAAGGUCUUGAUCACCGUACGUUUCGCAAUGACCCAUGCGACGUUCUUUGGAAUGAGGAAAUUAUACUGACGGAAUACACCGUUUGGCCAAGCGGCCUUAUUUCACCGGCCGGGGAAACGACGUACCUCUACGACAUCGACGAGUACUGUCUAUUUCGAGAAUCCGCUUCCGAAAUUUACCGAGCAAAAGUUUGCCGGAAAUUCGAAAACGCCGAGGAUCCGUGGCACGUUGCCGGUCUGGCGAUAGCGAGCUUAUUCACCCUGGCGAGUUUCGCGGGUUACACCUUAGUACCGGAAUUGAGAAAUCUUCAAGGGAACGUAUUUCGCUCGUACGCCUUCACUUACGUUACGACGAACCUCGUCAAUUUCGCGUACAACUUGACCCCGCCGUUCCUGAUAUUCUACAACGAUCUAUUCAAGGACUACGGCGACCUGUCCAUGCAUCUUUGGCUGAACGUGAUGAGCUUCACCAUUUGGAGAUCGUUCGGGAGGGUGAGAGCCGUCGAGCGAAACAACAAGGAAGGCGACAGGAGGAAGUACGUACGAUACGCGGUUUACGCUUGGAUUACGCCCGCUGUUUUGCUCGGGGGUUGCGUUACAGCUGAGUACAGCCUGUCCGCGAUUUCCUACGAUAGACCGACGGAAAUUCGAAAAUGGUCCAACUGGGUAUUCAUAAGCAUAGCGAUGAUCUGUAACAUAUCCUUGUGCACGACUACCGUUCUCACCAUCUGGAGGCACAAAAAAUUUAUGGCGAAUCUCCACAAGGACGGGGAUAACCGGCUAACCGAAAAAAAACCAUGGCUCAAUUUAUACGUGAAAUUGUUCGUCAUAAUGACGAGUGCAACGACCAUCAGAGUGGUGCUUGGAUUCUUUUUGAUGAUCCUGAUGGGGCACAACGUAUUUUACAUCAGCGUGAUGCUACAAAUGGUCCAAGCUAUUUUUAUAUUCGUUGUUUUACUGUGUAAAGAUAAUGUCAAAAAAUCGAUCGGCGAACGCUUCGAAAAGAUUUGUGAUCGAGUGGCUGUUACCAAAUUUUUUAUCACGAAGCCUGCCGAUAUUCCAAUAUGAGAUACACGUUCAUUGAAUAAUCGGCAAUAAAAUGAGUAACCAGUUCUGUUUAA